UAUAACAUUUUUUCCAGUGACUUAAAUAUUGUAAACAUAGAUACAGUAAACAUAACGUUGGUUCUACAUUAAUUCCAUUGUCAAUUCUCGUAUUGUCUAUAAUGGAUUAUAUGAAUAAAUUUUUACCAUCAACCGUGCCUGCCGAAUUUAAAGAAUCUGUUAAAAAUGUAGAGCGUAAGAUGCAGGAGCAUGCCAGCAAUUACAGGGGCAGAAAACCUUACCAAUGGAGCCUAGAGGAUUUUGAAAUUGGAUCGCCAUUAGGGAGAGGAAAGUUUGGCCGUGUAUAUUUAGCCAGGGAGAAGACCACCCAAUAUAUGGUUGCCCUGAAGACAUUAUAUAAAGUUGAAUUGAUAAAAGGACGUGUGGAAAAACAAGUAAUGCGAGAAAUUGAAAUACAAUCACAUUUAAGGUAUAUAUGGAUACCAUGUAUUGAAAAUGUUAAAUAUUUUCUUCAUAUAAUUAUCAUCUUGUGUCUACCUGUUUUCAGACAUCCAAAUAUUCUUCAACUAUUAACAUACUUUCAUGAUAACAAGAGAAUUUAUUUAGUAUUGGAAUUUGCUGCCAGGGGCGAAUUGUACAAGGAAUUGAAACGUCAACCGAACGAGAGAUUCAGCGAGCAUUUAUCUGCCAAAUAUACCUAUCAAGUAGCCGACGCUUUGGAAUUUUGCCAUAAUAACAGUGUAAUUCACAGAGACAUAAAACCUGAGAAUUUAUUACUUACAUAUAACGGAGAUAUAAAACUCGCAGACUUUGGUUGGUCUGUACACGCACCAUCCGCAAAACGAGACACAUUGUGCGGAACAUUAGAUUAUUUACCACCGGAGAUGGUAAUGGGACAGACUUAUGAUUUCUAUGUUGACCAUUGGUGCUUAGGAAUUCUUUGUUAUGAGUUUCUCACGGGGCAGCCACCUUUCUUAAGCGGUACCACACAAGAAACAUACGCGAAAAUAAAAACUAUAACUAUACAGUGGCCAGAACAGAUUAAACCUGCAGCCAAAGAUCUUAUAUCUAAGCUGAUUAAGAAAAAAAGUUCGGAGCGAAUUUCCUUGGCUGAGGUUAAAAGACAUCCCUGGAUUGUACAACACAAAGAUUUACCUAAAUUGAAAGUUUAAACUAAAAAGGGACAUUAUUUUUUAUCAACUUGACAACACAUAUUUUAUAUUCGAUACUUUUAUUGUAGU
Molecule: messenger RNA, 1181 nt
Organism: Mycetomoellerius zeteki
Lineage: Eukaryota; Metazoa; Arthropoda; Insecta; Hymenoptera; Formicidae
Gene: aurB
Product: aurora B
Exons: 5
Coding region: 102-1112 (336 amino acids)
Biological process (GO): protein phosphorylation
Molecular function (GO): protein kinase activity; ATP binding
Source: RefSeq, a predicted model, not a curated record